GCUGCCCUCCAGCCCCCUCACUGCCUGGGCUCUCUCGGCCUUGCAGGGAAGAUCCACACCCCCAUGGAGUACAAAGGGGAGCUGGCCUCCUAUGACAUGAGGCUCAGGCGCAAGCUUGACCUCUUUGCCAACGUGGUCCACGUGAGCAGCCUGCCUGGCUAUAAAACCCGGCACAACAACCUGGACCUGGUCAUCAUCCGUGAGCAGACGGAGGGCGAGUACAGCUCCCUGGAGCACGAGAGCGCAAAGGGGGUCAUCGAAUGCCUGAAGAUCAUCACGCGGGCCAAAUCUCAGCGCAUUGCCAAAUUUGCCUUUGAUUUCGCCACCAAGAAAGGGAGAAACAAGGUCACUGCUGUGCACAAGGCCAAUAUCAUGAAGCUGGGGGAUGGGCUCUUCCUUCGCUGCUGCGAGGAGGUGGCUGAGCUGUACCCCAAGAUCACCUUUGACACCAUGAUCAUCGACAACUGCUGCAUGCAGCUGGUGCAGAACCCUUACCAGUUUGACGUCUUGGUCAUGCCCAACUUGUACGGCAACAUCAUCGACAACCUGGCAGCCGGCCUGGUGGGAGGGGCUGGUGUGGUCCCAGGGGAGAGCUACAGCGCCGACUUCGCUGUGUUCGAGAUGGGCGCCCGUCAUCCCUUUGCCCAGGCGGUCGGGAGGAACAUCGCCAACCCCACGGCCAUGCUGCUCUCCUCGGCCAACAUGCUGCGCCAUCUGAACCUGGAGCACCACUCGGCCAUGAUUUCCGACGCGGUGAAGAAGGUGAUCAAAGUGGGCAAGGUGAGAGGCUGCCCUGGAGGGCCUG
Notechis scutatus (mainland tiger snake) is the source of this 805-nucleotide messenger RNA. NCBI's taxonomy places the organism in Eukaryota, Metazoa, Chordata, Lepidosauria, Squamata, Elapidae. The record is from RefSeq and is a predicted model, not a curated record.